Beta vulgaris subsp. vulgaris (sugar beet) is the source of this 1232-nucleotide messenger RNA. Its product is annotated as ribonuclease 2. NCBI's taxonomy places the organism in Eukaryota, Viridiplantae, Streptophyta, Magnoliopsida, Caryophyllales, Amaranthaceae. Gene Ontology annotation, biological process: RNA catabolic process. The record is from RefSeq and is a predicted model, not a curated record. Gene Ontology annotation, molecular function: RNA binding; ribonuclease T2 activity. Bases 126 to 938 code for a protein of 270 amino acids. Gene Ontology annotation, cellular component: extracellular region. The transcript has 9 exons.
ACUACCGAAUAUCCUACCAAGUUUUAUUACGCAACAACUUAUCUCCACACUGAUAAACAACUUUAUAUAACAACACCUUGAAAUCAAUAAAUUUUCAAUCAUCGUCAACCUUCAUUCAAGCAGUAAUGGUUUCAGUCUCCGUCAUUUCUAUUCUCUCUCAUCUCAUCAUCGCAUUCUUCGUUGCUUCUACUGCAAGCUUCAUUGGCGUUAAUGGCGGCCUCGAAAUUAGCAAGCAGAGAGAAUUCGAUUACUUCAAUUUAGCUCUUCAAUGGCCCGGCACCUACUGCAGGAACACUCACAAGUGCUGUAAAAAAAACGGCUGUUGCCGACGAGAUGGUCCUCCAACUCACUUCACAAUCCACGGUCUUUGGCCUGACUACAAUGAUGGAAGUUGGCCUUCUUGCUGCACUAACGCUGAUUUUGACAUAAAUGAGAUCUCAACUUUGCGCGAUGUACUAGAUGAGUAUUGGCCAUCUCUAAGCUGUGGUUCACCAUCAUCAUGUCACGGACACAAAGGAUCAUUUUGGGAGCAUGAGUGGGGAAAGCAUGGGACUUGUGCUUCUCCGGUUACAGGAGAUGAGUAUAAUUAUUUCUUGACAGUACUCAACCUCUACUUCAAAUAUAAUGUCACAGAAGUGCUGAGUGAAGCUGGAUAUGUGCCAUCAAACUCCGAAAAAUACCCUCUUGGUGGGAUUAUAUCUGCUAUUGAAAAUGCUUUCCACCAAUCACCUACGGUAGUUUGCUCGGGUGAUGCCAUUGAGGAACUUCAUUUGUGUUUUUAUAAGGAUUUCAAGCCUCGAGACUGUGCAACUCACGCUAGAGUUGAAGCAAAGGUGGGUUCUUCAAAUAAGGCUUGUCCAAAGUAUGUCAGCUUGCCAACUUACGAUUCCUUUGGGUUAACUAAAUUUGGAGCGGGGUUUAGAUCAAACUCAAUCUGAUACCGGAGCUCUGCGAGAUGCAGUUGAAAUGCCACCGAAGUGCUGAGACUAUACGCUGUAGCAUCUAAAUUCAACAGCUAAUGUCCUUGCUCGUCAUGCAGUACUUCGCAUAGGAAAUCUUGGCAACUACUACUUGUCUACUCAUAUGUCAUAUCUCAUGUGUGGCUAUGAAAUGAUGUAUAGGUUGUAGUUACAACACAUUUAUCUAGUCAAAUCUUUGUAACUUAAUGAAUAUGUUGUACAAUAAUUUGGUGCGAAUCUGAACUAUAGCAGAAUCAAAAUUUGAGCAUCAAA